AUGGUCCCUGCACACCCAAAGGACCCCAAGUCAAGGCUGUGGAAGAAACGCCACGCCCCCUACCAAAAGCCAAGCCUAUUGGAUUGGCUAGUGGGGCCCCCUUCUGCACCUGCCCCUCUCCCUCCGGCUCCAGCAGCCCACUACCCCGCUCCGGUCAAGGUUGACCACCCCAAUGCCUACACAGGCAAAAUAGGAAGCAAGGCAAAGCAAUGGCUGACCAGGAUGCUGGCCUGGACCCGCCUUAACUUGCAGAUGUUCCCAACCAAUCAGGAGGUUCUAUCCUUCCUCCUGAUGAACAUGAAGGACUCCGCCGGGGCAUGGGCCCAUCCACACCUUGACCAGCUUGGAUCACACCGGGCUAUCAUUCAAACGGUCAAGGGCUUCAAGCUGGAAUUCCUGGCAGCGUUUGGCAACCCUGACGCCACAAGGGCCGCUGAGCGGAAGAUCACCACCCUCACCCAGUCCGGCACUUGCACAGACUAUAUCACAAAGUUCAGGACCUUGGCCAUGGAGCUGGACUGGAAUGACGCGGCCCUUCGAGGCCAGUUUGCCCGCGGCCUCCAUUGGGAGGUCAGCCGCCAAAUUGCGACCCGCAAACACCGUCCCUGUACCCUCCUAGAGCUGCAAAAUGCAGCACUUGUCAUUGAUAACGCCCUCCGUGAGGAGUGUGCUAGCCAUCUGCCAAAGGAUAGUAAGUCUAGCAGACCAUCUAACCCCGCAAGGGGGACAAGUACCGGCCAGUCAAGCACCGGUUCUAAGAAGCUUUCCAACAAUCCAAACUUUGUGUUGGAAGAAGAACGCAACUGCUGCCGUGCCGCAGGCGCCUGUAUCAAAUGCAGCAAAAUGGGCCACAAGUUUGCGGAAUGCCGCACGGGUUGGAAGGCUACCCCUGUUGAGGACAAGGGAAAACCCCAAGAAUCCGCCAAGAUUGGCAAAGAGUCUGGACCCAAAUCAGGAAAAGACUAA
Molecule: messenger RNA, 966 nt
Organism: Rhizoctonia solani
Lineage: Eukaryota; Fungi; Basidiomycota; Agaricomycetes; Cantharellales; Ceratobasidiaceae
Product: Retrotransposon-derived protein PEG10
Exons: 2
Coding region: 1-966 (321 amino acids)
Source: RefSeq, a predicted model, not a curated record